AUGUGUCGCAGUCGCCCCUACGCACUGCGACCAGCGGGCUUUGCCGCCAGCAUGUACCAUAACCCCCAGGGGUCGUUGACGCCCCCUCCAGCAAGUGAUGCCACCCCUAGUGGGCAUCGCCUCCACCUCUUGCAGCCAUUGUCGCUGCCUUCGGCAGUGGACUGCUGCCUACGCCAGUGGGCAGCCCCCUCCAGCGGCAUUGUUCAUCAUGCUGGAAAAAGGGCGGUUCGAGUUUUUAGGGGGCCGCCAACCCCCUCGCGUAGGACGCCGACGACGGCCAACUUCCCUCCCUCUCCCUCGUCGCCGACGCUCCUCUUCUCUUCUCCUCAUCUCGACGCCGCUACCGAGCGGCCACUUCGUGUCUUUGCUUCUUCGCCGCCACCACGAUGCAAGGGAGGUACAGCCGCGGCCGUUUCUUCCUCGCCACCGGCGAGCCGUCUCCCUCCCCACUCCUUCUCCUCCCGACAGAUGCCUCCAGCCGACACGCUGCCUCCGGCCCUCUUGACGCCCCCGAAGUUUCUCCAGCAUGCGUCGUCGCAGCAGCCGCCGGUUGCCGCCGCCUCCAUGCGUCGCAGUUGCCUCUACGCACUGCGACCAGCGGGCUUCGCCGCCAGCACGUACCAUAACCCCCAGGGGUCGUUGACGCCCCCUCCAGCAAGUGAUGCCGCCCCUAGUGGGCAUCGCCUCCACCUCUUGCAACCAUUGUCGCUGCCUUCGGCAGUGGACUGCUACCUACAGCAGUGGGCAGCCCCCUCCAGCGGUUGA
Zingiber officinale is the source of this 765-nucleotide messenger RNA. Its product is annotated as proline-rich receptor-like protein kinase PERK2. The record is from RefSeq and is a predicted model, not a curated record. The coding region runs from base 1 to 765 and encodes 254 amino acids. NCBI's taxonomy places the organism in Eukaryota, Viridiplantae, Streptophyta, Magnoliopsida, Zingiberales, Zingiberaceae. The transcript is spliced from 2 exons.